This is a messenger RNA of Papaver somniferum (opium poppy), 2598 nucleotides long. Its product is annotated as crooked neck-like protein 1. NCBI's taxonomy places the organism in Eukaryota, Viridiplantae, Streptophyta, Magnoliopsida, Ranunculales, Papaveraceae. The record is from RefSeq and is a predicted model, not a curated record. Gene Ontology annotation, molecular function: protein binding. Gene Ontology annotation, cellular component: precatalytic spliceosome; U2-type catalytic step 2 spliceosome; Prp19 complex. The transcript is spliced from 6 exons. Gene Ontology annotation, biological process: spliceosomal complex assembly; mRNA splicing, via spliceosome. Bases 119 to 2224 code for a protein of 701 amino acids.
CGCCAUCGUUCCCAAAUUUCUCAGCGAUUUUCCUCGCUUUCUCUCUCCUAGGGUUUACCCUGGUUUUUUUCAUCUCCAUCUCAGACGCAAGCUUUCCUGAAGCUCUCAAUCAACAACAAUGGCGAGAGAAGGAGACCCCUCUCUAGGGUUCCUAACUCGUAAAGAAACAGAAAUCAAGCUCGCUCGACCAACCAGAGUGAAGAACAAAACCCCAGCACCAAUUCAAAUCACCGCCGAGCAAAUCCUCCGUGAAGCUCGAGAACGCCAAGAAUCAGAAAUCCGACCACCUAAACAAAAAAUCACUGAUCCAAGUGAAUUAGCUGAUUACCGUCUCCGCAAAAGAAAAGAAUUCGAAGAUUUGAUUCGUAGAGUUCGUUGGAAUACAAGUGUUUGGAUUAAAUAUGCGAAAUGGGAAGAAUCACAGAAAGAUUUCAAACGAGCUAGAUCUGUUUGGGAAAGAGCUUUGGAAGUUGAUUACAGGAAUCAUACACUGUGGUUGAAGUAUGCUGAAGUGGAGAUGAAGAACAAGUUUAUUAAUCAUGCUCGGAAUGUAUGGGACCGUGCGGUAUCGUUGUUGCCGAGGAUUGAUCAGUUGUGGUAUAAGUAUAUACAUAUGGAGGAGAUACUUGGGAAUGUAGCUGGAGCUAGACAGAUUUUCGAGAGAUGGAUGGGUUGGAUGCCUGAUCAACAAGGUUGGUUAUCUUAUAUUAAGUUCGAACUUCGUUAUAAUGAGAUUGAUAGAGCUAGGAAUAUAUUUGCGAGGUUUGUUGAAUGUCACCCUAGAGUUAGUGCUUAUAUUAGGUUUGCGAAAUUUGAGAUGAAGAAUGGUGAGAUUGAUAGGGCAAGGAAUGUUUAUGUAACUGCUGUUGACAAAUUAGUUGAUGAUGAAGAGAGUGAACAGUUGUUUGUAGCGUUUGCUGAGUUUGAAGAGAAAUGUAAAGAAACUGAACGUGCUCGGUGUAUCUAUAAGUUUGCGUUAGAUCAUAUACCGAAAGGACGUGCAGAGGAUUUGUAUAGGAAGUUUGUAGCAUUUGAGAAGCAGUAUGGUGAUAGGGAAGGAAUUGAGGAUGCUAUUGUGGGGAAGAGGAGGUUUCAGUAUGAAGAAGAGGUUAAGAAGAAUCCGUAUAACUAUGAUUCUUGGUUUGAUUAUAUUCGUUUGGAAGAAAAUGCGGGGAGGAAGGAUAGGAUUAGGGAAAUUUAUGAGAGAGCUAUUGCUAAUGUUCCUCCUGCUGAAGAGAAACGGUAUUGGCAGCGGUAUAUAUACUUGUGGAUCAAUUAUGCUCUGUACGAAGAGCUUGAUGCCGAAGACAUGGAUCGAACAAGAGAAGUUUACAGGGAGUGUCUUAAGUUGAUUCCUCACAAGAAGUUCUCGUUUGCGAAAAUAUGGCUUAUGGCUGCACAAUUCGAGAUACGACAGAAGAAUCUCACGGCUGCAAGAAAACUCUUAGGUAAUGCAAUUGGAGUGGCGCCCAAAGACAAGAUUUUCAAGAAAUAUAUUGAGAUUGAGUUGCAACUCGGCAACAUGGAUCGCUGUCGAACCCUGUAUGCAAGGUACUUGCACUGGGCUCCAGAAAACUGUUAUGCUUGGAUCAAAUUUGCUGAAUUGGAGAUAUCUUUGGGUGAGACUGAGCGGACCAGAGCAAUUUUUGAGCUUGCAACAGAACAACAACAUUUGGAUAUGCCAGAAUUGUUGUGGAAGGCAUACAUUGAUUUCGAGAUUUCAGAGCGUGAGUAUGAAAAUACCAGGGCUCUAUAUGAGAAGCUGCUAAUUCGAACCACCCACUACAAGGUGUGGGAAAGCUACGCCAAGUUUGAGGCCUUCACUCCUAUCGAAGAGGAAGAUGAGCAAGAUGGAGAGGAAGAGAGUGAAGCCCUUAUAGAACAGAAGAAACAGUGCCUCAGUAAAGCUAGAGAGAUCUUUGAGAGAGCCCUGAAACACUACAGAGAAAAUGCACCUGAGCUGAAGGAGGAGAGAGCUAUGCUUUUGGAGCAGUGGCUAACCAUUGAGGGCCAAUUUGGCAGUGUCGGAGACAAAAGUCUAGUUGAGAAAAAGAUGCCGAAGAGGCUGAAGAAGAGGAAGGAGAUCUCUUCAGAUGAUGGUCCAACAGCUUAUGAAGAGUAUUAUGAUUACAUCUUCCCUGAAGAAACUACAGCACCAAAUAUGAAGAUAUUGGAAGCUGCUUACAAGUGGAAAAAGCAGAGGAUGGAUCCAAACGCUGACUGAUUUCUUCCUGUUACUACUGGUUUCUAGUGUUGAUGGAUAUGGACAUUGGACGGGAAGCAAAGUCGCAAGAACAAGAGAAGCGUACACAUAUUUGACAAAAGUACAUUGUAUCAUUGUGAAUGAAAUGCUGCUCUAAAAUUAUUGCAGUCCCCACUGUCUCCAUUUCUGUUUGUAAAUCUUUGGUGAUUCACUUGUAUGUAGAAUACUGUUUUGGUCCCUCAAGGGAAGGCGGCUUCCCUUUAAGUUGAGAAAGAAACAUGUCUGUUUUAUUUGUUGUGUAUGAUGUUCUCUUGAUAGAACAUCCUUUCUUGAAGUAGGAUUGCUAGUGAGGAAAGAAAACAACCUCAAGUUAUCUAUGAGUUUCACAUUUCUGC